Cryptomeria japonica (Japanese cedar) is the source of this 991-nucleotide messenger RNA. RefSeq lists its product as uncharacterized. The transcript has 7 exons. The record is from RefSeq and is a predicted model, not a curated record. Gene Ontology annotation, molecular function: nuclease activity. NCBI's taxonomy places the organism in Eukaryota, Viridiplantae, Streptophyta, Pinopsida, Cupressales, Cupressaceae. The coding region runs from base 1 to 921 and encodes 306 amino acids.
AUGACAGCCAUAUCUUUGUUGAUUGGAGACUUCAUAUUCUUUGAUUCCUUACGGACUAGUGGCUGUCCUGUUUGGAAUCAUACAGAACUUCUUGAUUUUGCAUUGACUACAUUGGCGAUACAGCAGUAUGGGAAUGUUGAGGGGUAUCUCUUUUGGAUAGAGAUGGAGUGUGGAGUGAUUUUCUUUGAUUGGCAUUGGUUUGAUGACAUGUUUGAUAUCAUCUAUGCUGCUGAUCAGAGUUAUGACAGCAAGGUUGAGUUCAAGAGGUCUCUUGUACAGGUGUUUAGCAGGAUAGUGCUUGGAGAAGAUGGUGCAACGUAUGAAACUUCCUUAAGGGUGCCAGACCAAGUCAAAGUUCAGCUGGAGGUUGCCGUACUUGCUUGGGCCAGUGAUGUACAGCAUUUAGCUCGAUUUUCAGGGGAGCAUUUAUGGCCUCGGUCCUAUGGGUUGAUUACAGAACCAGAAUUGACUGAUCUGCAUAAUUUGCAUCCGGCAGAUAUGAAUGUGAAUUCAUCAAGGGGCAAUAAAUAUUAUGGUGAGUGUGUACCAAGUAGUUCAGAUUGUUUGAGCCCAGCAAAUCCUGAGGCUGCUCCUGAUACUGCAACUGAUAAGGAGAGUUGGAUGCCCCCCGCUAAGGUCAGGGGUGAUAUAGCAAGGUCAGUGAUGUACAUGGCAAUAUGUUAUGGGUUUAACCAACCUCCUGGAAGCCAUAAUCUCCAACUCUCAGAUUCACCAAGUAUGGAUACAGGUAUAACAGGUACACCACAUAGAUACACGACAUUUUGGCGCCCACCGUGGGGUAGAAAUCAUCAUUUUCGGCCUCUUAAUCUUCAGGAAACUUCAUCUCUGUCCGGCUCUGGUUCAGAAAUUUGUACAAGUUGCCUUUUAAGCUCAUACGAACUUCCUUUUAGUCUCGGAUGAAACCUCAUCCUAUCUCGUACGAGGUAUAAUUUUGUGUUGUACGAGGUUUUAUGUUGCAAAUUCUUUACUC